This is a messenger RNA of Vicia faba (fava bean), 1413 nucleotides long. The record is from the annotation of a GenBank genome assembly. Lineage: Eukaryota; Viridiplantae; Streptophyta; Magnoliopsida; Fabales; Fabaceae.
AUGGAGGAAAAUACUAGUUCAUGGUUACAGAGGGCGAAAUAUUCUCAUACCGUGUGUCAUCGCUUGGAUACAUCGAGGAUGAAAUCGACUCCGUUCAACACAGAACAGGAACAAAAUUCAAGAUUUUCUUCGUAUGUUAAGAGGAAUCUUUUAACCAACAAGCAGAGAUCUCUGUCGCCAUUGCCCAUAAAUUCCAUUUCCGAUGUCUUUAGAGAAGCCAAACAUGAACGGAAGAGGUUCUCGACGCCAGGUCCUAGUAGGGACAAGACGAUUAUGGGAAAGGUGUCGUCAAGCAAGGAAUCUCGGGAACUACCUAAGGUGUCGAGUUCGAAAUCACCUUUUACGAGUCCGAACAGGCAAAAGAUGCCGAAGGGCCUUAGGAAGGAUUCUUCAUGGACUAAGCUUUUUGAAAGCGGCGGCGGUGGUGGAAAGGUUACUGCUUUGGAAACAGCUGAGGAAUGGACUAUUGACAUGUCGAAACUGUUUCUUGGCCAUAAGUUCGCUCAUGGCGCUCAUAGUAGGCUUUAUCAUGGUGUAUAUAAAGAGGAGGUUGUAGCUGUUAAAAUGAUUAGGGUACCUGAUGACGACGAUAACGGAGAGUUGGCUGCUCGAUUAGAGGAUCAGUUUGUUAGAGAAGUCACCCUUUUAUCUCGCCUUCAUCAUCGAAAUGUUAUAAAGUUCAUAGCUGCGAGCAGCAAUCCCCCGGUUUAUUGUAUUAUCACAGAAUAUAUAUCCGAAGGCUCCUUGAGGGCUUAUUUGCAUAAGCUGGAGCGCAAAACUAUUUCUCAUGAGAAGCUAAUCGCUUUCGCUUUGGAUAUCGCUCGUGGAAUGCAGUAUAUACACUCUCAAGGUGUCAUUCAUAGGGAUCUUAAACCUGAGAACGUCCUUAUUGAUGAAGACUCUCGUCUUAUACUUGCUGAUUUCGGCAUUGCUUGUGAGGAGGCCGUAUGCGACCUAUUGGCUGAUGAUCCUGGAACAUAUCGUUGGAUGGCACCUGAAAUGAUCAAAAGAAAAUCCUAUGGGAGAAAGGUUGAUGUGUACAGUUUUGGGCUUAUCUUAUGGGAAUUGUUGACCGGAACAAUUCCGUACGAGGAUAUGAAUCCAAUCCAGGCUGCUUUUGCUGUUGUCAAUAAGAAAUUAAGGCCGAUUAUUCCUCCAAACUGCCCACCUGCAAUGCAAGCUUUAAUCGAGCAAUGCUGGUCGCUGCAACCAGAUAAGAGGCCUGAUUUCUGGCAGAUUGUCAAGGUAUUAGAGCAGUUUCAAUCUUCCCUUGCCCGUGACGGAACGCUAACUCUAGUGCAGAAUCCUCGUUGCCAAGAUCAAAAGAAAGGGCUUCGUCAUUGGAUUCAAAAGCUUGGUCCGGUUCAUCAAAAUAGCUACACCGGCCCUAAGCCUAAGCCGAAAUUUACAUGA